CCCGCCCCUCCGCCGUGCGGUCGGCCGCAGAGCUCGCUCGGGCCUCGGCCGGUAGCCGCUCACUCCGCGCGCCGCGUUCCCUCUGCGCUCGCGCCGCUCCGCCUGCGCGGCCGCCGGCCCCCGUCCUUCCUCCGUGCGGGCGGCGCGAUGCGGCCGGGCGCCGGGCCCGCCGUGCUGGGGCUGCUGCUGCUGUGCGCCGCGGGGGCGGGCGCCGGGGACGCCGAGGAGCUGCACUACCCGCAGGGCGAGCACCGCGGCGACUUCGACCGCGAGGCGCUGCUGGGCGGCCAGGAAGAAGUCGAUGAAUAUGUUAAACUCACCCCCGAAGAGCAACACAGAAGACUGAAGUCAAUCAUAAAGAAAAUUGACUUGGACUCGGACGGCUUUCUCACCGAAAGUAAGGACGUCCUGCAUAACAGUGGAGCCUUGCUUCAUUUAAAGGACAAAAAACGAUUUGAGAAAGCUAACCAGGAUUCAGGUCCUGGUCUGAAUCUUGAAGAAUUUAUUGCUUUUGAGCACCCUGAAGAAGUUGAUUACAUGACGGAAUUUGUCAUUCAAGAGGCUUUAGAAGAACAUGACAAAAAUGGUGACGGCUUUGUUAGUUUGGAAGAAUUUCUUGGUGACUACAGGCGGGACCCAACAGCCAGUGAAGACCCAGAGUGGAUACUUGUUGAGAAAGACAGAUUCGUGAACGAUUACGACAGAGAUGCGGAUGGCAGGCUUGACCCCCAAGAGGUGUUAUCUUGGGUGGUACCCAAUAAUCAGGGCAUCGCACAGGAGGAGGCUCUUCAUCUAAUUGAUGAAAUGGAUCUGAAUAACGACAGGAAGCUCUCUGUAGCGGAGAUUCUGGAGAACCGCGACUUGUUCCUGAGCAGCGAGGCCACCGACUACGGCAGGCAGCUCCACGAUGAGCGCCUCUACCGCGACGAGCUUUAGGCCCCGCGGCCCGAGCGGGCGCAGGCUUCUGUGGUCUGUCACCAGCUUUACUUUUGUGAUGAAAUAUCCAUGUUAUAUUUUACACUUUUAAGUCUUACCACAGUCAAAAUGAUCUUAAUGUAGGUUACAAUUUUGGUCUUUUAGAAGAAAAACUAAAUAAAAACCUGGUAUUUAUUGCAAAACAUUGAAGAAAUAAUACGAUAUUGUGCCAUAUUACAACUAAGUAUCUCCUAAUUAUUCCAUCUGUUUAGUACUUACUGUGUUGUGGAAUAUUCUAGUUCUAUUUCCAUACUUGAAAAAAUGAAGGAUUUUAGAGAUACCUGAACAAUAUUAUUUAAGUAGUAUGUGACUGAGCUAUCAAUUUUUGUUUUGUUUUAAGUAGAUUUAAUUUGCAAACUGACAGGACAUUUUUAGAUUUAGCAUUUUGUUUUAAAACCUUUAAGGGAACCUUUAGAAACACUUAUAACUCACAUAUUAAUGUUGAGAAGUUCUGCUUAAUUUUAAAAUGGUUUCUAUAAAGGGUUUUAUUGUAUGAAAUAGAACUUUAUAUUUUUGCAUAUGUAUAGACAAUAAUUAUAUUUAAUGUGUUAACUAUGGUAUUAUGGUGUGUGGAAUCUGAUAUUGUCCAGGACUCUUCAUUUUUGCCUGACUAAAAGUGAAAUGUCCUAUCUUUUUCAUAUGUUUGUUUGUUUUUCUUUACUCUUCCAAAUAAACCUUGAAUUUAGCAUA
Manis javanica (Malayan pangolin) is the source of this 1665-nucleotide messenger RNA. The record is from RefSeq and is a predicted model, not a curated record. Lineage: Eukaryota; Metazoa; Chordata; Mammalia; Pholidota; Manidae.